Molecule: messenger RNA, 894 nt
Organism: Dermacentor andersoni
Lineage: Eukaryota; Metazoa; Arthropoda; Arachnida; Ixodida; Ixodidae
Source: RefSeq, a predicted model, not a curated record
UUGUUCCGCAAGCAGGUGGCGUGCACAUUCGAUUUCUCGGAGAGGUGCCUGGAAAGUGGACUUCCACGCGUAGUGGCAUUGGUUGGUAUGGAAGCGGCGGGCGAUGACUUUGAAGCAGCUUGCACCAAAGGCACUGACGAACACGAAAUGUACAAGAACAGCAUCAAGUGCAUGAACGCAGCCGGGAUCAAGUUGAACCAGUGCUUCGCAGUCCUUCGUGAUGGUUUGGGUGACAGCCUUGAAGCUCCGCCAGGAAGGACCGUCCACUACACCUGCUGUACGUAUCAUGACUUCCUGGACUGCAUGGAGCUCUCAGUGGACACAUGUGAACCGGGAUCGAAGGCCAAAGAAUACCUGGCUAACGUCAUGGAUCGCAUAUACGGACAAAUGUUGAGUCUCGUGUGCGGACGGUAUACCCGGGGUUCCACGCACUGCCAGGCCCUACCGAAACUACCGCCUCAUGCCGGGCCAAACCAGAACCUCAUCGACUUGCUCAUCGAGAUAUCGACUGCCUUCACGAAUCCGAAUAACUAGGCUGCGUAUCCACCAGCAAUAAAUUGCACCUGUUACUUCCAAGUGCGCCAUCUUUGUUUCAGUUAUCCAUUCUUAUAGCGUUUUUUUUUUCUUUUUUCUUCUAGCUCUUUCUCUUUGUUAUGAGCUCAAGGCCACCUCGUGCUUGUUGGGUGUUUUGCGUAAUGUGCUUGCGUGCGCCUCGAGCGUUACGCAACCACUUUUUGCGGAUCGUACCCCGAAAACUGCCUUCCGAGCAGCAGGUCGGCGAGCUGCCUGGCAGGCGGCAAACAAGUUUACUGCCGCGGGCAUGCCACGUGAGAUGGCAAGGCGGUAUACAAACGAAAUGUGUUCCCAGUUUUCCUGACUUCUGCGUUUUAGCUU